AUGUUGUUGUCCACAGAUGCUCUGAUGAAAUGGCAUGAGUACGACUAGGAUGGAGCGGGCCGGCCGGCGCAGCAAGGCCGGCUCGCUGAGCGGUCUGUCCGGCGGCUUGGGCAGCACGCCGGGCGCGGGCGUGCGCCGCCAACGCUCGCUGGAGUGGAGCGGCGACCGCUACAGCAGCAGCGACGAUGACCGCCCGCCGCAGCCGCCGCCUCUCGCCGAUAGAGUCUUCGCUUCGCUUCUUGCUCAAGCCACGCAGCAGUUCGAUAAUGAGCAGCGUCGUAUUUACGGGUCGGAGUGUGGCGAGGAGCCGCCGCGCUACGUCAGCAGCCCGCAGCGGCAAGCCUCGCCGUUCCCGCUCGAGAGCACCGCCCGGAGAUUCUGCCGGAGGAACAGGAACUCCAAAGGUGAAGAGCUGUUCGCGGCGGAUGCCAGCGGGACGCUGUCGAGGCGAGGGCGCCGCUCCGAGGACUUUGCUCACGACAACAACGCGAGACACCGAAUUGAUAACGGUACGACGCUGCAGAUGUGGCCCGUUAACGGUUACUCUUCACUGAAAGGGUCUUACCUCGUACAUUGUCUACCAAUAUUGGAGAUUGUAACGGACUGCUUGCAUAAGAUGAGGGAGGAAGUGGCGCGAGGCUUCGUGUUGCUGAGGACUGCGAAGGUGUCACCUUCCUCCAUGAACUAA
Cydia splendana is the source of this 688-nucleotide messenger RNA. RefSeq lists its product as uncharacterized. The coding region runs from base 35 to 688 and encodes 217 amino acids. The record is from RefSeq and is a predicted model, not a curated record. The transcript is spliced from 4 exons. Lineage: Eukaryota; Metazoa; Arthropoda; Insecta; Lepidoptera; Tortricidae.